Messenger RNA from Haliotis rufescens (red abalone), 5745 nucleotides. RefSeq names its product angiomotin-like. The transcript is spliced from 14 exons. NCBI's taxonomy places the organism in Eukaryota, Metazoa, Mollusca, Gastropoda, Lepetellida, Haliotidae. The coding region runs from base 657 to 2771 and encodes 704 amino acids. Gene Ontology annotation, cellular component: bicellular tight junction; plasma membrane; cytoplasmic vesicle. Gene Ontology annotation, biological process: regulation of cell migration; actin cytoskeleton organization. The record is from RefSeq and is a predicted model, not a curated record.
UCCGCGUAGAACCUCCGACAAGCAGUCCAGUACACCUAAUACUCCUGCUGAUUGUCAGGAGAGGGCCUCUUGAUACUAACUAAGAAUGUCAAGCAUGCGUUGCUUAGACAAGUUUCUUUCUUGGCUUGAAAUGCACCAUUGACAGUCUGCAAUUAACUACUUGGGUGAUUCUGAUGCUUUGAAUCAUUUAUGACCUGAGUAAUAUCCUUGACAAAGCCCUAUAUGAAUAGAGGCAUAUUUGCACAGAGGGACCACUUUAUGAGCAAAAGCCAUGAAGAAACUUACAGUUUUCGAUUGAAAGGGCUGUGUUGAACACGGGUGUGAUACGUCUGAUAUACAACGAUGGCAUAAAAAGUUAACGUGCAAUCCUGCUUAAUAUAUCAUAUUGGUAUAUGCCAUGACUGGAUGAUAACGUUUUAUUGACUGCGUGUGUGUUACAGACCAAAGGAAUUUACAAUGUGCCAUAUGUUAUGUACUUUGUAUUACCUGAGCUGUUGAAUGUAAGAAGUGAAAGAGAUUUGAGACAACGUGAGACAUUCUUUGACAUAUACUUGGAUAUACCAGCUCAGUGUACUACGUUCUCUUCAUAACUCUCGCCAGUGGAUUAUUGUUAAAGAGGUGCUUCAUUUGAAGAUUUGCAUUCCAGUUCAGCCAGGAUGUUAACUAUGAGAUUGUCAGACUACCCUCUUGGCGGCUUAACGUCCCACUAUGCACCAACCUAUGACGAGGUGAUCGCGAUGCAAAACCAGUACCGAGAACCACCUCCCUACCCGGGGCACUCGAAACAACUUUAUAACCAGCAACCAGGUCUUCGUCAGAGCUUUUCUGGCAGCGAGACCAGCACCGAUGUUUCUGUUUCGUCCACCGAGAACCUUGCGACCUCACAGCGCCAAGAGCCCCAAGGCGAGGAAACUCAGACCCAGAAUUUGUACAAUCAGCUGGAUCUUAAUCCCACCGACAGUGACUACAGCAUUCUGGCCCGCCUAGGGAUGCCCACUCCGUCGUCCGUGGAACUCAAACCCACCCCAGUGCCUGCGUAUUUCAUAACCGGCCCUCCACAGGGCAAAGUAUACACUGUUCACAGCGAGGCCUCGCCAGUGUACGCCCAGGGUCAACUGACCGUUCCUCAGUGGUCCCCCCAAAUGGUCACCACAACGCAGUCGCCAGUCACUGUUUCGAGAAGCGUUGAAUAUAAUCAAAAUUUGAUUUCGACAUACAGGACUAUUCCUCAAUAUGUAAAUUCGCAAUGGAGUCCACAGUCUUCUACAGACCAGGGCAGUCAGUUGAUAUCGUAUCUCUCCAACCUGCCCCCGCCGCCGGAAUACCCAGGACCCAGAGCACCAAACACAGCUGAGAAAACGGAACUCAGAAAGUCAAGUGAAACCAUGGAUAAGAUAGAACUGACACGGUCACAGCCUGAUCUGUCACGACUCUCUGAUUCUCAGAGCAAAGUUGCCAUGCCCGUGUAUGCUAGUGAUCCCAAAUUCUCCACAGCAGGUUUAAGCAGCCACGCUCAGAAUGAGGAGGUCGAUCACCUGAACAUCGCUGCGCGGACAACGCAGGUGAUCGAGAUGCUGUCGGAGGAAAAUAGACGGCUGCGAGAUGAGUUGGAAAUAAACUACAAGAAAGUUUCGAAAUUACAGAAGUUUGAAUUUGAAAUCGAGAAGGUUCAUGAAGCAUACGAGUCUCUGGUAAAGUCGUCCGAGAAGCGUGAGCGGCUAGAAGCCACGUUAAAGAAAAGAUUAGAAGACGAGCUGAAGAAAGCCCGAGCAGAAAAUACUGAAAUACGAGAAAAAAUGGAGACGUCAUUAAAAGAGUCACAAAAUCAGAGAUCGGAAGAUGAGAAGGAAGCCCACCUGGGGAAACUGUUGGCUCAAAGGCAAGGACAGGAAAAGAAACUGGAUAUUUUAGAUUCGACCUUAACCAACACCCGACUGGUCCAUCUUGGUCAAGAGUGUUCCACCAAGCAGGGCCACCUCGACAAGAUGGAGCAGAUGCAGAAAUCCCUCAUGUCGCUACAGUCGGCAAGCGAGAGGCGGGAACAGAUGGAUAGACAGCUCCGUGCCAAACUGGAGAAAGAACUGGAUUCGCUUCGGGCACAGCAGAAGUUGGGGUGGAAGAGAAUUCCAGGCCAAAACAGCGACACCAUGACGGUGAUGAUGCUGCAGCAGAUGCUGAGUGAGAAAGAGGCCAAGAUCCUGGAGAUGGAGUCCGACAUCGCCAAGUGGGAGCAGCGCUACCUGGAGGAGAGCACACUGAGGCAGCUCAUGGCAGAGGACAGUGCUGGCACCAAAGACAUCCGACUUGCAGCCUUGGAGAAGAAUUCUGCAGAAACAGAGAAGCUCAUCGACGAAGCCAAGUCUGAGAAGCUGAAGCACAUGGAGGAGCUGUACCAGGCCAACAGAACAGUAGCGGAACUCGAGGCCAGGGUGAAGUCAUUGCAAACACAGCUGACUGAGAAGGAAGCGACGUUGAAGUUGGUGCAGCGGUCGCCGAUGACUCGGAGCAGCAGCGUCCACACCAUCUACUGCUCACCGCUACACUCCCCGCGUCCCUCCGUCAUAUCUACGUCAUCACUCAGUCGUCAGAGCAGCCAAUCUGACGCCUACAGGGACUUCGCUACCAUCAAACACGUCAAGACAGGUAGUGCAAGUGCUAUAGACUCCAGGUCUGCGGUGGAAGAAGAGUUGAGGGAGAAAUUCAAAGAUCUGCAAUCAGAGAGCAAGGAUGAUUCGGAUGAAGAGGGAAAACUCCUGAUGUGGCAAGUUUAACACUUCCUUUCGGCAUUCAUCUGGGCAGAUCUGAAAACGUCAACUUUCGUGGAAUGUGAUUGGAUGAAAUACUAAUCCAGAUGCUGUCUAUUAGCUCUGAUUGGUUGACUGCAAGUAAUUGCUGAAAGUUAUGAUUGGUUGAGAGAAAGACCCAUUGUGAUUGAUUGAUUAUCAAAUUAUGCAAUAUGACUGCCAAAACAUUACAUCAAAUGAUUGGCUUGCAGAAAGUAUGAUUUGAUUGGCUGGAAGAAGAAAUCAUUUGAUUGGCUGGAAGAAGGAAUCAUGUGACUUCCUGGAAGAAGAACCAUUUGAUUGGCUGGAAGAAGGAAUCAUUUGAUUGGAGGAAAGAAGGAAUCAUUUGAUUGGCUGGAAGAAAUCAUGUGAUUGGCUGGAAGAAGGAAGCAUUUGAUUGGAUGAAAAGAGAAAUCAUUUGAUUGGCUGAAGGAAACAUCAUGUGACUGAAAUGGUUUGCUCUGUGAGCAACUGUUUGAGAUGUUUGAUGGUUUGACUUUGUGUGCUAGGAUUGCCGACCGUGUUAAUUUAAUGUGUGAAAUUCUUGUGCAAUAUGUUGUGCCAUGGUGCUAUUUAAAACAAAGAGGUCUCAGUUGUAUAUAUAUAUGUAUAUGUGUCAGCGUCUUCCUUCCACUCGAAGUGUUUUCGCAACCAGUGUAGCAAACAUGCAAACAAAAAUAAUUCUUUUUCAAAUGAUAAGGAAUUUGUUGCCAAAAAUGACCCAUUUUUUCUAUUCCCCCAUUUUACCAGCCUCAUUUUAACUCAUUACAUGGAAGUGAUGUUGCUUCCUGUAAAGAAUUAUGAUAUUUCUCCAUGUCUGACAAAACCGACAUUCCUAGUCGUGCUAAAAUUUGAGUAGGUUGUUUGCUGCAGGUCAAUUGUUUUUCGACAUUUUGAGGAAGGGAGACCACUCAAGCCAGACUUGUAGGUUGGUCAGACUCUGUCGUCUCUGCUUUGGUCAGAGUGUGGUUUCAGUGUACAAGGAUGUUUGUAUAGGAUGUGAAAGGACAGGUUGCCAUGGAGACCUGCAAUGUCUGUUGGUAUGGAAUUAAUACAAGUCUGGUUUUGAAGAGGCACUUUUAACUGUUAUGUGAUCCAGGGUUGGUCUGUUUUGUAAAACAAUCAAAUGUUUGUUUUAUUCUUUUGCAAACUUGGUUAUGCAUGUUGGUUUUCAUGUGCAUUUACAAGCCCUUUUGAUUUUUUUUCCUUUUUUUUUUUUUUUUUUUUUUUUUUUUCAUAUUGACUGAAAAAUAGUUUGUGGAUACAAGACCCUGUUUGUUUGUUUAGUUUUAGGACCAAUUCCUGGAUCACAAGACAGGGGGUAGUUAUUUAUUUUUCCACUGCCAUGUACACACUGUAAAUAGACACAAAUACUGGUUGUGCCGUUGUUGAAAUAUAACCCCCAUAUGUCUAAUUCAAGUCAGCCAUUUUACAUUCAUCCAUAACUAGUUUUUUUAAGUGACAAAUGUUUUCAUUUCAUUAUCUACAAUUUCAAAUCAUAACAUUAAUAAUGCUUUAAAUUCUCUCUGGAUAAAGGUUUCCAGUACCCCUUUCAGAAGCUGUAACUAGUGAAAGGCCAAACAAGGAUAAGUUCUUUUGGAUAAUCUGCUAUUUAUUACAACAUUACUUAUCCGUAUAAUUACAUCUCCUCCUUUGUGUUACAAUUUCUAAAUGCGCUCCAAGAUAAUCUGUUUUCUAAAUUAAGACUGUUACCAUGGUUAUGAUUUAGUUGCAUAAUAUGUUGUUGAAAUGAAGCAGGUUAAUAUUACAAUGUAAUGUAAGACUAGUCUACAAGGUAUCACAGAUGUCCUCUUUAUGGGACUAGUUGUCUAGUUCAUGGGACUAGUAGACGGAUGUCUACUUGAAACAUAUGUUGUUGUAAUGGAUAUGUGGUUAUGUAGGAUAUAUAGUUAUAUAGGCUAUAAAGAUAUCGGGUAUACGAAGUUAUAAUGGAUAUGUUAUAACGGAUAUGCAGUAACGUAUACAAUGAUAUGACUGAUAGGAAAUUUGAAUGUGGGAUACGAAGUUAUAAAGGGUAGGCAGUUAUAACGGAUAUGCAGAAAAGUAUGCAAUGAUAUGACUGAUAGGAAAUUUGAAAGUGGGAUACGAAGUUAUAAUGGAAAUGUUAUAACGGAUAUGCAGUAAAGUAUACAAUGAUAUGACUGAUAGGAAAUUUGAAUGUGGGAUACGAAGUUGUAAUGGAUAUGUUAUAACGGAUAUGCAGUAAAGUAUACAAUGAUAUGACUGAUAGGAAAUUAGAAUGUGGCAUACGAAGUUGUAAUGGAUAUGUUAUAACGGAUAUGCAGUAAAGUAUACAAUGAUAUGACUGUUAGGAAAUUAGAAUGUGGGAUACGAAGUUAUAAAGGGUAGGAAGUUAUAACAGAUAUGCAGUGAAGGAUACAAUGUUAUGCCUGGUAGUUAUAGAAGUUGUAUACUAUAAAAUCUAUGGAGUUUGACAGGAUAUAAAGUUAUGUAGAAUAUGAAGUUAGGACGGAUAUCACUUAAGUUGAUACAAGUCUUAGCAUAGGAUAUGAAUGUGAAUAUGUUGUUGUCCCUAACGAUUAUACAUCUGUGGGAGGCUUCUGUCCAAACUGUCCAAUAUUUGUGAAACAUAGGAAAAAACAUUAGACUGAUAUGCUCUGACUUUUUGCAUAUUUGAAUGUGCUAAGAGUUACCUUGUCAAUGAAACAGAAAAAUCAGACUAACAUUUUCUCAAUAUACACAUAUUCAGGGUUUGACCUCUGUUUCGGAGAGUGGUAUCUUUGAGCUUUCUUUGGUAAUGUUCCUUUCGGCCAACUGCAAAACUGUGUUAAACCCUGAUAUUUUCUUUAAAUUUUAAAAUCAUAUUUUGGAAGAAAUGCAUGUUAUUUUUACUCUGUCCACAACUGCAUAAUUCUGACAUAUAUUCAUAUUUAGGCCUUAUAUUUCUUUGCUUGGUUUACGGAUAAACUGACCUUAAAAA